Helianthus annuus (common sunflower) is the source of this 1319-nucleotide messenger RNA. RefSeq names its product B-box zinc finger protein 32. Gene Ontology annotation, molecular function: zinc ion binding. The record is from RefSeq and is a predicted model, not a curated record. Lineage: Eukaryota; Viridiplantae; Streptophyta; Magnoliopsida; Asterales; Asteraceae. Bases 378 to 1004 code for a protein of 208 amino acids. The transcript has a single exon.
AAAGGGUGAAGCUGAAAGUAUUCGUCCUAUAUGCUUAAGCUUAAGUCUUAAUGGCAGCCUAUACGGUAAACAAAAAAAAAAGGAGAGGUGAUGCUGAUGAUUUAGUCAAAAGAGGGGUACGUUCUAGUAAAAACUAUUUUGUUUUUUUUUUUCUUGAAUGAAAAGAAUGAUUGAAAUUACUGAUUAAGCGAAUGAAUACUAUUAGAUUGGUAAUGUUAACCACAUGAGCAAACAUAUAUGAACCACAUAUAUAAUAAUAUUGUACAUUGGUGUGUGUGUGUUCCCUUGGGGUCUUUUGUCAGCCACCAGUUUCUCCGCCUUAGAAAUCCUAUAUAUAUAUAUAUCUAACCCGCUCACCUCAUGCAUGAAUAAAUAACAUGACCAUGAAACUAGCAGCAGCAGGUGCGGUUUGUGACCUCUGCCACCACCACCAACCUUCUCUCUACUGUUCCUCCGACUCAGCUUUCCUUUGCUUCCAUUGUGACUCUCAAGUUCACACCGCCAACUUUCUCGUUGCUCGCCAUAUCCGUGUUCCCAUUUGCAAAUCAUAUCACUCAGAUGAUGAUGAUGAUGAUGAUGCGUUGUCUUCAUCUUCUUCAUCCACUGUUUGCAUCUCUAACAAGACCAAUUCUAAGACAACGAAAUCAGCCGACUGGAAGACGAGAGAGGUGUUGGUGAGUUGGUGUUCAAGGCUCGGGGGUGGUAGCAGCAGCGUGAUAGAGGCGGCUAGACAUGCUUUUAAAGCGUGGUGGGUGAAUAGGAGUAGGUCGGAAAUGGAAUGCCCAUAUCGGGUGGGUUUGGCGGCUUCGCUUUGGUUGGGACUCACAAAGGACGUGCAUGACAUGAAGAAGAGAAUAAGAUUGCUCAAAAGACUAGAGGAGAUCUCCGGGGUGCCAGCUAAAUCCAUAGUGCUUGAGCAAUCAAAACUACUUGCCAAAACCAUGAAACAUCGCCACCGCCACCACCUACACCAAGAGGAGGAGGAGAGCUGGGCGGAAUGCUAGCUAGUAACUAAUUUUUGCAUGUAGAAAUCAUUGGUUUUGUAGCAAGAAUGGAGUGUUAAGAAUGCGGACUAAUCACAACCAAAUAACACUAGCAUGUUAUCUUUGUUUUCACUUUUCUUAAAAAGAACACAUGUAUGGUUGCAAAAUGAGAAACUAUUUCUUCUAAUACAUAGACAAGUCAUAUUCUAUGAAGAAAAGAUCAAAAGGGUGUGUGUUCUUUCUCAAUUUCGUGAUCUUGGUUAGUCAUGGCCCUUGAUUGAUCAAAAUACACAUAACUUAUGGGAUAUUGCAAGAUUAUUUGUGCCUUGAUACUUA